AUGCUCACUGCAACCAUGGCUGGCGACAGUGAGGCACGACUCAGGGACCAAGCCGAGAGAGAACAUAUAAUUCGACAGCCUUUUCUCAUCGGUGUGUCUGGAGGAACGGCAAGUGGGAAGUCGUCAGUGUGUGAGAAGAUUAUGGAGUUGUUGGGCCAGAAUAAGAUAGACCACCAUCAGCGACAGGUGGCCAUCCUGAGUCAGGACAGCUUUUACAAAGUUCUCACACCAGAGCAGAAGGCAAAAGCUCUCAAAGGACAGUUCAACUUUGACCAUCCAGAUGCUUUUGACAACGAGCUGAUUCUGAAGACUCUGAGAGACAUUAUCCAGGGCAAAACAGUUCAGAUCCCAGUUUAUGACUUUGUCACCCAUUCCAGGAAAGCAGAGUUUGUGACCGUGUACCAGGCGGAUGUGGUUCUCUUUGAGGGCAUUCUGAUGUUCUACUCACAGGAGGUCCGAGACCUAUUCCAGAUGAAACUGUUUGUCGACACAGACCCAGAUACACGACUGUCUCGCAGAGUGUUGAGGGACAUCAGUGAACGAGGAAGAGAGCUUGAGCAAAUUUUGACACAAUACAUCACAUUUGUCAAACCAGCCUUUGAAGAGUUCUGUCUUCCUACAAAGAAAUAUGCUGACGUAAUCAUCCCUCGUGGAGCUGACAACCUUGUGGCAAUAAACCUGAUUGUGCAGCAUAUUCAGGACAUUUUGAACGGGGGAUUCACCAAACGACAGAACGGUUGCCUGAAUGGUCACAUGUCCCCCAGGCAGAGAAAACCUUCUGAGUCCAGUCGGCCUCACUGACCCCCUGAAUCCCUUCCCCUAAGGAGGAGAGGGUUACGCUCUAUUUAAAUGCCAGUGGAUGCCUUUUCAUUGGAUGCACGACAAUGAGGAGAUGAAAGAGCUGAAAGGCCUUUGUUAUUGUUGAAUUAUAUUGUUAUUAUUAUCGCAGUUUACUGUCAUACUUUUUUUUUUUUUUUUUUAACGGAGGUUGAAAACCCUUCUGUUGAUGUGGUUACAGUGGUUGGUUGGUUGAAAUGCUUGACUGGUUUUUGUCGUUGUCAUUUUCUGCUGUCUAAACAAUAUUGAGAAAUAAAUGAAACAGCACUGACAGGUAUUUCUCAGUUCAGGCUGCCGGCACGGCCACCCUUGGCAGUUAUAAUGGCUGACAUCUUUAGAGUGUUUGUUUUUGCUUGAAAAUGCAACAGGAACGUGUGUGAUUGGCACAUAAAGUCUGGACUGAAAAGGAAUACAGGUUUGGCCCACCUUAGUUAGACAGGGUGGUUAUUUUUCUAAGAACAGAACAAAGACCUAUGUUUGUCCACAACUCAGAGUUGAGGUAGGUGUCUGUUUGUGUUUGUGUGUGUGAGAGAGAGAGAGAAGUACAGUGGGUGUGUACACAGUUGUAAAGACGUUAACUCUUCACUUACGUUGCUGAUCUGGUGGCCGCUUUGAAAACUUAACAUUUUUUCUCACACUGGGAAAUAAUUACACAUUUACAUGAUUCAGCUCAGACAGUUUCUAAUAAAUGUGAGGGAUAGUGUUGUAUAAACUGUGUCAGAGGUGAGAGUGAAGGACUGGGCAACUACAUGUCCAUCCUACAAACGCUUCAUUGUUGUUGCCGUGAUCUAUGUCAUUCGCACACCAAAACUUCUGCUUUUGACUGAAAUAUUUUUUUUGGACACAAAAGUCAAAUUUUACAUAAGAAGUCACUGCCUUUUCACUACAUUUAACUUUUCCAUCCCUAGGUAACGAGAUCUACUGUUAAUGCAUGUAAAAAUAAAUCACAUUGAUUUUUUUUUUCUUUUCAAAAUGCUGCAAUAGCAUUCCAGCUGAUUGUGAUUCCCUGGCUGGAAAUUAGCCAAAGAGGAGGAAGUUGUUUUCUGUAUGGCUGAUGGCUUUCCUUCUGUGUUUCUACACUGGCCCCAUUUUGUGUCAUUACAUGCUUGGUUCAAUGGUAAUUGAACAGCAGAAGAAAUGAAUUCAUGGACCAUGAGAAGAAGUAGAAAAUGUAAAUAAGUAUUACAAAACAAGCAUCAUAUAUAAAAUGGGUGCUUUUGAAAGGCUUCCAUUAACUGAUAUUCAGAACUCGCAUUAUGAUGAUUUACAGACCAGGGGAAUGGCAAUAUCAAAUGUAUUUAGUUUAUACAGAGAUAGCUGUUAGUUAUAACAACAGAUAAUUCUGGAAAUCGUUAUGCAUACACAAUUUUAUGAGGUGAAAUUGUUAAUACUGUUUAUUGUAUUUUUUGUAAGCUGAUUUCUGAAAUAUAAUGAAAAUAAAAACGGAA
Chanos chanos (milkfish) is the source of this 2285-nucleotide messenger RNA. It is a transcript of the gene uck2b, whose product is annotated as uridine-cytidine kinase 2b. The transcript has 7 exons. Gene Ontology annotation, molecular function: ATP binding; kinase activity. The coding region runs from base 1 to 801 and encodes 266 amino acids. NCBI's taxonomy places the organism in Eukaryota, Metazoa, Chordata, Actinopteri, Gonorynchiformes, Chanidae. The record is from RefSeq and is a predicted model, not a curated record.